This is a messenger RNA of Camellia sinensis, 1420 nucleotides long. Its product is annotated as cell division control protein 2 homolog. Gene Ontology annotation, molecular function: cyclin-dependent protein serine/threonine kinase activity; ATP binding; cyclin binding. Gene Ontology annotation, biological process: regulation of gene expression; protein phosphorylation; regulation of meiotic cell cycle. Gene Ontology annotation, cellular component: cytoplasm; nucleus; cyclin-dependent protein kinase holoenzyme complex. Lineage: Eukaryota; Viridiplantae; Streptophyta; Magnoliopsida; Ericales; Theaceae. The record is from RefSeq and is a predicted model, not a curated record.
UUUACAUUAAUCCUUGAGGUGCAUAAGCUUUAUUUUUUGUCCUAUUGUUUUUCUCAUUUGUAAUUAAUGUAUGCUUGAGUUUAAGAUUUUUCAUGAUCAUUUUUUUAUGUACAAUUGAGAGCCAAUCUUAAAAUUUUGGUUAUGUUUCAAAUUUCUAGAUCACAGCAUCUUUGGUUUAUCCUUUUGUAUCUUUGAGCCUAUCAAAUGGAAAAGUAUCAGAUAGGUGAGGUCAUUGGACACGGUGCCUAUAGUGCUGUUCACAAAGGUGUUGAUCUCACGACUAAUCAGACUGUAGCUAUAAAGAGGACAUAUGAUUUUGACCCCAAAGAUGGUGUCCCACAUACAACAAUGAGAGAAAUCUCUUUGCUGCAACAGAUGAAGCAUGACAACAUUGUCAAGUUUCUGGAAGUAGUAAGCGAUAUUAACAAUAAUUGUUAUAUCAUUUGCGAACAUUUGGACCUUGAUCUGAAGGAAUUUAUGGACACCUAUCCCGAUUCUAUGGAUCCACGAAUAAUAAAGAAAUUUCUGCAUCAAAUUCUUUCGGGUGUUGCCUACUGUCAUAAGAAGAGAAUUAUGCACCGAGACCUGAAGCCUUCCAAUUUACUGCUAGAUCUCUAUGCCUCUGUAGUGAAGAUUGCGGACUUUGGAUUGGCUAGGGAAUUUCACAAUCCUCUUAGGGAAUAUACUCCGAAGGUAGUAACUCUAUGGUACAGACCACCUGAAAUCCUCCUUGGCUCCUCAGUAUACUUCGCCCCUGUUGACAUGUGGUCUGUAGGCUGUAUAUUUGCUGAGAUGGUUAUGCGUCAGCCUCUGUUUGCUGGUGAAACUGAGCUUGAUCAUCUGCAUCAAAUUUUUAGUAUUAUGGGGGCACCAAAUGAAAGAACAUGGCCGGGAGUGACUUUACUACCGUACUACCACCGCACUAACUUUCGCAGCUGUAAUCCUAAGAACCUGUUUGAAGUUGUUCCUGAUCUUGAACCAGCUGGAGUUUAUCUUCUUUCUGAAAUGCUCUGCAUGGAUCCAGCUAGAAGAAUUUCAGCUCCUUGUGCGCUUGAGCAUGCACACUUCAAAGAAGAAGAAGAAGAAGCAGACGAAGAAGAAGAAGACUACGACAACUAUGAUGACUUUCCUUGAUUCCAUGUCCAUAACUUUUCUUUGCUGCUGUUGUUGUUGUUAUGUUGACAGACUAUCUCUAGGUGAUCUUUCUUGCAUUCAUUGUAAAUUUCCUCCCCCACUCAAAAGCUUUUGCUGCAACCAACUUGUGCUAGGCCAACUGGCUCUUCUGCAAACAUAAUUCCAUGACUAUGAGUGUAAAUUUUCUCCCCACUUAAAUUUUUUACAUAUUGUUUAGAUUGUAAUUAGCUUCUAUGAACACAUUCAUAUAGUCUAUCUCAACUCAAUAACAUCCCAAUUCCUUGGA